Messenger RNA from Loa loa (African eye worm), 588 nucleotides. RefSeq lists its product as hypothetical. The coding region runs from base 19 to 585 and encodes 188 amino acids. The record is from RefSeq and is a predicted model, not a curated record. Lineage: Eukaryota; Metazoa; Nematoda; Chromadorea; Rhabditida; Onchocercidae. The transcript has 3 exons.
GUUGCAGUAUUUUAUCAAAUGUUAGUUGGAGGUAUUGAGGUAGAUCCGGAACCUAAUGUCAAUCUGUUGCUGAUUUUAUGUGGUAGUGAAGAAAUAACAGCGGAUAAUGAUACUUUCCACUUAUUGUGCGCAAUUUGUGCAGCCAAUAUCGUCAGUGAUCGUACAAAGCUUUACUGGCUUCGACAUCAUCCACCUACGUCACUUCCGAAAGAACUAGCAUUAGAACCAUGGCAGCUUUCACGUAUAACGUUGCGUUAUUUCAAUGAGAAACUCAUUGGCGGUGUUACGACAUUCUGUGCUUCCGCCCAUACGUUCCCCUUUAGGGAAGUUGCUGUCAUUGUGGAGUUUUAUGAGAAUGACAUACCACAUGAAGAAUCACUUUCGACAAUACUAGCAUUACUUUCCGAUAUGGGUAAUUAUUUCUCGAUGGUUUCGAAAGGUGCAUUAUUCCAGCAAAAUAUAUUUCCGGUAACUGCUUUGAUUCGAACUUCUCGAAUAUAUGAUUAUGGAUUAGUAGCAAGUCUAUAUACGAAUUGCAUGUUACGCUUUGAAAAUGGAGUUUGUAAAAAUAUGUUAGCCAAAUAAAAC